CUCGGGGGAAGAAAGAACAGGUCUCUAACGUUGUGUGGGAUAAAUACGCCCCCCUGGCCAAGGCAGAGGUGAGGACAGAGCAGGCUGUUUCUGAUGCUACUCCAACGGCUGAAAAAAAGUCAAGGUUUGAGCGUCUGAAGGAAAGGAUGGAAGAAGAGAGGAGAGUUGAGCAUGAGCACUUGAUAAAAAACAUUCAGGAGUUGGAGAUGAGCGUAGAGUGGGAGCAGAAUAAAUAUACAGUCCAAGAGAAAGCUCUAAAGGAGAUGGCCAGAGGGAAUGAGAGGGCAGAGGCAGAAAAAACUGCCCUCCAGGAGAUCAUUCAAAGACUGGUGAAGAAACAGGUGAGGACAGAGGAAGCCUGGGGAAAAGAGCAGGAAGACUGGAACAAGGCCAAAGCCAUGUUUUCAGACCAGUGGUCAAAACUGGAGAAGCUUUGGAAGAGGGAGAAAUCUGCUCUAAUAGAUGAAGCAGAGAGCUUUCAAAAGAUAAUCAAGGAUCUCCAGUGUGCCUCGAAAACAACAGAGGCAGAGAUCAAGAUGGCAGAGACAGAGAAAACUGCACUCCAGGAGACCAUUCAGAGACUGGCAGUGAAAAUUGUCCAGACUGAGAAAGCCCGGGGAAAUGAGCAGAGCGACUGGGCCAAGGACAAGGCCAGGUUAUCAGACCAGAUGCAGGCGAUGGAGAUUGUUUGGAGCUUAAGAGAAGAUGGAUGGGCCAAACAGAUGCGACACAUGGAAGCGGAGAUAGCCCAGAAGAAGAUUCUGAAGGAAAAAGAGGCACAGGUGCACAGCAACAGUGCAUGCCACAUUGGAAUAAGAGGCUACUUGAAGAAUAUAACCAAAAAGUGGAGAGAGAAAAAGGAGAGGGCGAAGGAAGACAAAUAUGGCCUCCCUGCCCUGAUAAGACCAAAUGUCUAAAUAAGAAAGGAGUCAGGAGGGAUUAUACAGUUUCUAUUCAAUUUAAUUUAACGAACAACAUUAAUAAGGCAAUUUGUGUUAUUGGUGGUUCAUUAUUCCUUGAGUUGUUUUCCUUCUACAGUAUAAGUGUUGCUUUUGAUGGCAAACUGUCCUGCUCAACCAUUGAGACAGACAGACAGGUGUCACUGAUCACAUCUAUAAACUAAUAACAACUAACCUAUGUCAGAAACACAGAUACUGUAUUUGCUUAUUCGGCUCUCAUUCAUUUGAGUAUUUUCACUCAGAUGUUCACUCCGAGAGAAUCACAGGAGGUGGGUGAAACCUUAAUUGGGGAGGACGGGCUCAUGGUAGUGGAUGGAGUGGAAUAGGUGGAAUGGAAUCAAAUAACUCAAAUAGAUGGUUUCCAUGUGUUUGACACCAUUCCAUUUGCUCCAUUCCAGACAUUAUUAUGAGCCGUCCUCCCCUCACCAGCCUCCACUGGAUUACAAAGGGUGUCACGAACUGCAGUUGCAAAGGGAUUCAACAUUGUUGGGGAAAUUAUGACACUAGGAAAAAGACAGAAUUGAACUGAACAGUCUGGUAAAAAACGUCAAACAUUGACAGAAAUAAUACAUGUGUGUUUAUAUGUGUACGAAACAUACAUAUGUGUAUAAUAUAGUAUAUGUGCAUAUAAUUUGUGUUUCUAGUAAAGUAUAGUCGUAUAGUAAUACAUUAUAGUAGUACAGUACAGUGUAGUAUAAUAGUAUAGUAGUAUAAUGGUAUAGUAGUAUAGUAGUAUAACAUAGUAUAGAAAUACAUAUACCAUUUGCUUAUAACCAGUGGUUAAAGGGAAACUCCUGCUCUACAAUGAGGAGGAAGCCACUAGCUUCACCAGGAUGUGUCUCGCCUCUCCUGGUUCAAAGUGGUUGAGUUUUGGUUGAACCCCUCAGAGACUGCACUGCUAAUAUACCCAUGGUGACCUGUUUACGUUUAUCAGACCAUGGGCAGGCCCUGGUGUUUGUGUGUGUGUGGUGUGGUAUGUGUGUGUGUCUGUGUGUGCAUGCGUAUGUCUGAUUGUGGUCCAGAUGUGGCUUCUCUGUUCCCUGUGGACAUGGAGGAUGACAGAGAGGUCAAGUAGACCCUUUCACUGGGUGAGAUAUAGCACUAUGGGAAAGAGGAGAAGGUGGCAGUGUGUGUGUGCGUGUAUGCACAUGUGUGUGUGUUAUUAUGUGUGUAUAUCAGAGGCUCGUACUGUAAGUUAUUAAGUUAGUAUCUCUCCAACACAAUAGCAAUGAAGCACAGGCAACUGUCUGCAUUAUGUUAAAUCAUGUGGAAGUUGGUUAUAAAAUAGUAAAAGUAAUCAAUAAAGAGCUGUUUACAUAUUCUUCUUCUUCCAGAGAGGUGAGAUAAAGGGAGGGGGAGAUAAAGAGAGGGGAGAUAAAGAGAGGGCGAGAUAAAGAGAGGGCGAGAUAAAGAGAGGGCGAGAUAAAGAGAGGGGGAGAUAAAGAGAGGGGGAGAUAAAGAGAGGGCGAGAUAAAGAGAGGGGGAGAUAAAGAGAGGGGGAGAUAAAGAAC
Molecule: messenger RNA, 2470 nt
Organism: Oncorhynchus keta (chum salmon)
Lineage: Eukaryota; Metazoa; Chordata; Actinopteri; Salmoniformes; Salmonidae
Exons: 3
Coding region: 147-917 (256 amino acids)
Source: RefSeq, a predicted model, not a curated record